GAUAUUUGAGUUUGUUUGGUGGGUUGAAAUGGUUCCCCUGAGUGCUUUUACCGCAGCAGAAAUCAAUAGCGACUGCCUGUCACCCUCUCAGCUCGGCGACCGUUCUUCAAACCGCUAUGAUCAUCUUCAUCACUGAAUCAUGUCAGCUUUCCCUCUCUGGUUCCUCUCGCCUUUCCCGCGCCGUGCGGCUGAGAUGUAAAUCAAUAGCAACUUUGAUUUCACACCAUCUGAAGAACAAACUCACAACGGCAUCCACGUUUGAAGUUUGUGAGAAGCUUGGGAUUUCAGUAGCAAAUCAUUUUGUGGAUUUAAAGUUUCUCACCAAAGAGCAACCAAAGCCAGACCUACAAUCCACUACACCAGCACCAGCUGUGGUCUUCACAAAUGUGCCCACAUCCAGUCAAAGACACUCUGAAAUAAACUGGACUUUUCAACUCAAAAUGCGAGCACAUGAGAAUCUGGUGAAGCAGAGAUGUAAUGAAUCUGAGUGUCAUGAUCCAGAGGAAGGGAUACCAGUGGUGGUGGUUACCCAACCAGAUAAGAUCUCACAUGAGGCAGAGGACACCCUGUUAUCCGUGAAGCAUCACGACAUGGUGCCCUAUGAUGUUGGUCCAAGCGAUGGCACAGAGCUCAACAACAGUGAUCUGCAGUCUCUGAAGAGUGACACUGUGUCUCUGCUCUCAGCCAAAACUGAUCUGCAAGUGCAGAGAUAUAAUGUGACAGCUGUGCCUCACAAGUGUGUGAGUGAUGAACAAGAAGGACCUGAGGAAGACACUCGGAGCGUCACAGCAUCUUCUGUGAUGUCACUGUUCAAUCGGAUACAGAUGGACCCCAUGGAGAAGGAGUGGUUGAGAUGUGCGGCUCUGGGAAAGGCUCCCGCCCUGCACAUUCUCCUGCAGCAAGACAACACACUUGUCUCUAGAAAGACGGCGCUCCACUGGGCGGCCAAGCAGGGCUGCGAGGAGAUGGCGGACAUGAUGGCGCGCUCUGGAGCGGACGUCAACCAGAGAGCGGGUUACACACCUCUUCAUCUCGCCUCUCUACAUGGACAUGGCAACAUCAUCCAACUCCUCAUCAAUAACUACAAUGCCAAAGUCAAUAUCAGGGACUAUCAUGGGAAGAUGGCAGCUCAUUACUGGAACGGAACCAUGGAUAUUUUUUACAAAUAUGGAUCUCAUUCUGUAGGCAGAUGGUCAGGCGGGAGGCGUGUCCAGUAUUACGCUCAAUUGUCUGCCUUUCUGUCUCGGAGUCACGGGAACAUCAAUGUGGAGAUGUCUGCUCAUAGUCCUCUCACCCGCAAGAGCCACACACCUACUCCCUGAUAUAAACAGAUACCAAACUGUGCUGUAGGUUAAAAUUGUACAAAUAUGAGUGAAAAACUAAUGUAACAGCUACAGAACAAUGCUCAAUUUUUUUAAAUUGAUUGAAUUCAAUUGAAUGGUUUAAAAGGAAUCCAU
Molecule: messenger RNA, 1457 nt
Organism: Triplophysa dalaica
Lineage: Eukaryota; Metazoa; Chordata; Actinopteri; Cypriniformes; Nemacheilidae
Product: ankyrin repeat domain-containing protein SOWAHB
Exons: 10
Coding region: 117-1322 (401 amino acids)
Molecular function (GO): protein binding
Source: RefSeq, a predicted model, not a curated record